Molecule: messenger RNA, 765 nt
Organism: Heterobilharzia americana
Lineage: Eukaryota; Metazoa; Platyhelminthes; Trematoda; Strigeidida; Schistosomatidae
Source: the annotation of a GenBank genome assembly
AUGACCACAGCAGGGAGACCAACAUGGGAUAAUGCCAAAGGUGGUAGAGGGAAAUGGGAAGGUGAUUUAAGUGCUUUAUCGAAACAGUACUCUGUUCGUGAUUUACCGGCACAUACAAAAUUAAAAGUACGCCAAGAAGGCCAGGGAAGACCUGAAGAUAUUCAGGGUAAAGAUUUUAAACGUGCUUUGGAGGAGAAAGAAAAACGUUUAACUCAAGAAAAAUCAGGAAAAACCUCCAUAAAUGCUACUAGUCAACAACCAGCAAUUACUAGUGCCAAACGGCCUAGUUCUGCUGCUAUCAUGCCAACGAUGGAUAGUAAUACUAUUGGCAGCAUAAAACGUGCUCGAGCUGAUACAGCUACUACUAAUAUUGUCCCGACAACAAAUUUAGACGCUGAUGAUCCAUGGGAUGAAGACUAUGAUGAAGAUCAAGAUGAUGUGAUCAUCGCUAAGAAAUCGGUCAAGAAUAAAACAAAACACUCAUCUGAUGAUAAAAAUUAUCAAAAUGACAAUAAUGGAAAUGAUGAUGACGAUGAUGAUAAAGAUGAAGAAAUGUUAUUAGCUGAGUUGGCAAAAAUAAAACGUGAAAGAGCUGAAGAAGCAGCUCGUCAAGCUGCUGAAAGAAAGGCGGCUGAAGAAACUAUUCGUAUGGAAAAUAUUCUAAAAGGAAAUCCUCUCUUAAACUCAGCAAAUGCUUCAGAAUUCAAAGUAAACGAAGAUGGGAUGAUGAUGUUGUAUUCAAGAAUUGUGCUCGAGGUGAAGUAG